UACUGUAGGUUUGAUAUCAUUCAGUGCAUCAGCAUCUCAGUGACAACAACAAAAAUGUUCAAAUACUUCGUAUUCAUCUGCAUGUUGGCGGUGGCUUUUGCCGACCCUAAGCCUGGUGUGCUGUACAGCGCUGCAUACACAGCGCCGGUGGCUGCGGCGUACACCGCUCCCGUGGUGUCGGCCGCCUACACCGCGCCCCUCGCCUACUCCGCGUACUCCGCACCCCUCGCCGCGUACUCCGCCUACCCCUACGCCUCACCCUACGCCGCUUACUACCUGCGCAAGUUCCAAACGUAUCAUUCACUCAUCUUGUCUACAACAAGAAACACAAACAAACCCAUCAAAAUGUGCAAACUGAUCAUCCUCGCUGCCCUCUUCACCAUCGCGGCUGCUAAGCCCGGUAUCCACUCAGUGGCUUACUCCGCACCUCUAGUAGCGGCACCAGUAGCUGCUGCUUACACUGCCCCAGUGGCGGCGGCUUACGCUGCCCCAGUGGCGGCCGCUUACACCACCCCGUUCGCAGCUGCCUACACCGCUCCUGUAGCUGCUGCCUAUACCGCAGCUGCCUAUGCCAGCCCCUAUGCUGCAGCCUACUCUGCACCAGUCGCAGCCUACAGUGCCUACUCCGCUCCUCUAGUCGCCGCUGCCUACAAAGCCCCUGUCCUGCUCAAGUGAAAACCUACCUCCGAUAAAUCUAAGCCUGUAAAAAUGUAAAUACGAAUAAGUAGCAACAUGACAAUUUAAAAUUUA
Messenger RNA from Spodoptera litura, 750 nucleotides. RefSeq lists its product as uncharacterized. The record is from RefSeq and is a predicted model, not a curated record. Lineage: Eukaryota; Metazoa; Arthropoda; Insecta; Lepidoptera; Noctuidae.